Messenger RNA from Betta splendens (Siamese fighting fish), 1983 nucleotides. RefSeq names its product palmitoyltransferase ZDHHC7-like. NCBI's taxonomy places the organism in Eukaryota, Metazoa, Chordata, Actinopteri, Anabantiformes, Osphronemidae. Gene Ontology annotation, cellular component: endoplasmic reticulum; Golgi apparatus. Gene Ontology annotation, molecular function: protein-cysteine S-palmitoyltransferase activity. Gene Ontology annotation, biological process: protein targeting to membrane; peptidyl-L-cysteine S-palmitoylation. The record is from RefSeq and is a predicted model, not a curated record. The coding region runs from base 435 to 1352 and encodes 305 amino acids. The transcript is spliced from 8 exons.
AAAUUCUGUUUUCGCUGAGCCACAGCAAUAAUUAUCAAACACUACAGAAACUUUUCAUUACUGCUAAUUUAAACAGCUUCGCUGACAAACACCGUGGCGACCAGACUAAAGACUGUUUUUUCGCUUAGCGCAAUAAACGCCUCCAUCAAUAUUUAUCGCCUUCGACCAUAGACGCGUUUUGCGUUUCCUUCUUGUCCGCGUCGGGCUUCCGUACUGCAGAGAAACCAAGAAAUGUCAAAACUAGCGGCGUCCCACGACUCUUUGCAAUAAAACGCCAGAAUCAUUUCUGAAGAUUUUCAGGUUCAUGCCGAUGUGAGAGGAACAGUGACGACAUGGCUCAGCUGCAAAAGAGGUGAUGACAAUGCCGUAAAGUGGAGGCUCUUUCAAUGUGAGCGAACUUUAAGCAGCCGCAGUGUUCGCCCCAGUCAGGGAGGAUGUCCUCGUCCCACCGUCUCAGGGAUGUGGAGCAGCAGCGCCCCCUGCUGGACGGGCAGCAGGCGGCAGUGGACAGGGCUGCGCCCAGCGGCGCCAGGCAGCUCUGGUUUAUCCAGGACUGCUGCGGCAUGGUGUGCGCCUGCAUCACGUGGUUCCUGGUGUUGUACGCGGACUUUGUGGUCACCUUUGUCAUGCUGCUGCCCUCUCGGAGUUUCUGGUAUGCCGUGAUCAACGGGGUGGUGUUCAACAGCCUGGCCGUUCUGGCGCUGGCUUCCCACCUCCGCACGAUGCUGACCGACCCGGGAGCCGUUCCCAAGGGCAACGCCACUAAGAAGUACAUGGAGAGUCUGCAGCUGAAGCCGGGUGAGGUCGUGUACAAAUGUCCAAAAUGCUGCAGCAUCAAACCUGAGAGGGCUCAUCACUGCAGUAUCUGUAAACGCUGCAUCCGCAAGAUGGACCAUCACUGCCCCUGGGUCAACAACUGUGUUGGUGAGAAGAACCAGCGCUUCUUCGUCCUCUUCACAAUGUACGUCGCUGUCAUCUCAGGUCACGCUCUGGCUCUCUGUGGAUAUCAGUUCAUCACCUGCGUCCGGGUCCAGUGGAGCGAGUGCAGCGAUUUUUCUCCUCCGGUCACCAUGAUGCUGAUGAUCUUCCUCUGCAUGGAAGGCCUCCUCUUCCUCACCUUCACAGCCGUCAUGUUCAGCACUCAGCUACACUCCAUCUGCAACGAUGAGACGGAGAUCGAGCGUCUGAAAAACGAGAAGCCGACGUGGGAGCGUCAGACUCGCUGGGCCGGGCUGAGGUCGGUGUUCGGAGGCCAGCCGUCCAUGCAGUGGAUGAGCCCCUUUGUGGGACUCAAACUACCAACCUUGGCUGCCAGACGCACAUGGAGGGCUGGGGCAGAGUUCUCAGUCUGAGGAGCUGCUGUGAGGAUUAGACCACUGAGCUCUGACCCUCCUGAGAUCGGGAUUUCUAUGAGAUCUGCAACGUAGACGAGAAACUGAAGCUCCAAAUCUCAGUGAGACUCAACAAGUCACAUAGUAAAUUACAGCCUGACAGUUACUCCGUAUUCACCAAGUACUUGUACCACAGUCCAAACCAAACUGCUGCCAGAGAGUGUGAAGUGAAACACUUUGACCUGUGUGUUUAAAGGGGAACAACAGUAUUUGGUCCAGUUAGAGCCGGACCCGAACUGGGACCAGAUUCAGACAUGGUUUCAACAGAAGCCAAGCACCCAUUGUCUCUGUAGCUUCUCUUUAUGCUGAAAAGCACCACAGCGUUCUAUCAUCUGUUCAUCCUAAACUCUGCCUUUCUUUGUUCUGAGGUUCAACCUUUAACUGCACCAACAGCUUCAUUUUUACCUUGAGGAGAAAGAUCUGAAUCAGUCCAUGUCCUGAAGUGAACUGGACCGUUACUGCUGUGUGCCGUCAGUGAGGACGACACGAUUACUGCUUUUUAAAGAAUGUAUCUGAGUGAAUGUUGUACUUUAGUGUCACACUUGUUUGUGUUACUUCACUUCUCAGAGAUUCAAUAAACCUGUGAUUUCUA